CACUUUGUGUUUGGUGGGAGUCGUUUCCGGCGGUUCCCUGGUAACAAUGGAGAAGGAAAUGGCCGCCUGAACGACGUGCAGGGCAGCGGCCAGCCUCUUCCACUGAGUCUCCCCAACCGGGCUCAGACGAGGGUGGCAGGAGGCGGGAACAGUCGCCGAAGGCCCUGCGGUGGAGUCGCGUCCCAUCAGCGACCCCUAAUUUAGAACUUGGAGGGAAGAGAAGCAAAGUGCACAGUGUGUUGUGGCAGCUGAGUGAUGCUAAGGUUACCUUGACUUCUUAUUUUCAAAGUUUUGGCAUGUUUCCUGAGUUUUGGAACUUCAAGCAUAUUGAUAGUACUUUAAGGUUUGCACAGUAAUUUACAAAUUUUACCUCAUUUUACUCCUACAUCAACUCUAGGAGAUAAUUUGCAUUCAUCUGCCACAAUGGACAACUCAGAUUCUAACGAUAAAGGAAAUGUUGACCAGUCUGAAUCACAACGUAGACGUCAACUGGAUCGAUUGGAUCGGGAAGAAGCAUUCUACCACUUUGUGAAUAAUCUGAGUGAAGAAGAUUAUAGGCUUAUGAGAGAUAACAAUUUACUAGGUACUCCAGGUGAAAUAACUGAAGAAGAAUUACUGAGAAGACUUCAUCAAAUCAAAGAAGGUCCCCCACAGCAAAACAAUGAUGAGAAUAGAGAAUCAACAGAUGAUGUCUCUAACAGUGAUUCCAUCAUCGACUGGCUUAAUUCAGUCCGACAGACCGGAAAUACAACAAGAAGUGGACAGAGAGGAAAUCAAUCUUGGAGAGCAGUGAGCAGGACUAAUCCAAAUAGUGGUGAUUUCAGAUUCAGCUUGGAAAUAAACGUGAACCGUAACGGGACCCAGAAUACAGAGAAUGAAAAUGAGCCGUCCGCAGAAUCUUCCAAUAGAGAAGAUAUAGAAAAUAAUAGCCCAAGUGGCAUGGAAAGUUCAGCAUCCGAGUCAUCGUUCAUCAGACAGCAUGGAUCCGAGAGGAAUGCCCUUGAAGAAUUAACUGAAGAAAUAACUCUUCCCAGAGGCCAGAGAAGAGCAAGAAGCAGGAGCCCAGAGCAACGGAGGAUCCGAGCGAGGACCGACAGAAGUAGGUCACCUUUGAUUUCAGUAACCGAGCUUCCCCGAAGAGGCCAUCACAGUGUCACAUCUCAGACUUUUGACCAUGCUAUGACAAGUGACGCUGAGGGGAGUUCCAGAACCAGACAGCAUGUGACAUUAAGACAACACAUGAUGGGAGCAGAACUGUCGAAUGAAAAUGCCAUUUCGUUUUCAGCUUCUGAGAUGAGAAACAUCCCUCAGGCUUCGGGUUCUUCAGAAACCAGUGGCAGCAAUGAAUCUCUGGCUCCUGGACAGAGACCGCCAACUAUAGUCCUUGAUCUUCAAGUGAGAAGAGUUCGUCCUGGAGAAUAUAGACAGAGAGAUAGCAUAGCUAGCAGAACUCGCUCGAGAUCUCAGUCAACAAACAACACGGUCACUUACGAAAGUGAACGUGGAGGGUUUAGGCGUACUUUUUCACGGUCAGAGAGAGCUGGAGUAAGAACUUAUGUCAGCACUAUCAGAAUUCCCAUUCGUAGAAUCCUUAACACAGGAUUAAGCGAGACAACUUCAGUUGCAAUUCAGACAAUGUUAAGACAGAUUAUGACUGGUUUUGGCGAAUUAAGCUACUUCAUGUACAGUGAUAGUGAUACAGACCCUAGUGGCCCAUCCCUAAGCCCAAGUCUCGAAGACUCAGAUCUUCAGAAUGCAGGAUUGGGUAGCAGUAGCAGCAGCGGAGGUGGUGUCAGUGCUAGCACUAGUGCUGGCGGAGGUCCCAGUAGCAGCAGCAGCAGCAGCUCCAGCAUUGAAAGUUUAGAAACUAGCUCUGAGUUAUACGAUGGUAGCAACGAAGGAAGCUCAUCAGGUGUUAGACGGGAAGGUAGAAAUAGGGACAGGAAUUCGGUUACGUUUGAAGAAAGCGGUUCUUUACCCUUUCUCAGUCUAGCUCAGUUUUUCCUCUUGAACGAGGAAGAUGAUGACCAACCAAGAGGACUCACCAAAGAACAGAUCGACAACCUGGCCAUGAGAAAUUUUGGUGAGAGCGAUGCGUUCAAAACCUGUAGCGUCUGUAUCACUGAAUACACUGAAGGCAACAAGCUUCGAAAACUGCCUUGCUCUCACGAAUACCACGUCCACUGCAUCGACCGCUGGUUAUCGGAAAAUUCCACCUGUCCCAUUUGUCGGAGAGCGGUCUUAACCUCUGGAAACAGAGAGAGUAUGGUCUAACUGAGAUCUGGACUUUGAGCUAGCUGUUUGGCUGUUUAGAGCAAUGGGCAAAAACCGAACAUAAGAUGUCACUUGUUUUAUGGCCACUUUUUGAGUGGUGUUAAGUGUAAUAUCCUGGAGUGCAUCUUUGCUUCCAAUAAAAUGUUCACCCCUUUUCCCAACUCCUAUCUGAAAUAAAAGCCAGCUACUUUAAACAGCAACAUUUUAGGGCCCGGAAAUCUGACUUCGAAUAUCAACAAGUCUUGAUUUUGUUCAACAUAAUUUUACCAUAUUUUUGGUUUCUCUUAAUUAUUUUUAAAAAGAUGUCUUAGAGAUGGGUCCUCUCAGUUUCCAUUUUGAUCUUGAAAGAUCCAGCCCCAUCCCAUCCAGGAGAGAGCCAUGUGAAAUGGAAGCCCAGGUUGGAAUGAGAUUUCAUGUAAAUUUGUUUUUUUACAUUCAAGCUCUACCAUCUCCAGCCAUUAGUUUAAAUUCACCUAAAUCGAUCGUAUAAUUUGUUAUAAUUACAGAUUAGAUGGGCAUGUCAGUGUAAAUAACACUAAAGGUAGGGUCUUCUAAUUGUAUAGCUGUCUCCUAAGCCAAUCACUGGCACACACUGUAGAGUGAACUAUGAUAGUAUAAUUGGGAUAUUUAUCUUGUUGUGGAAAUAAUAAAAAUGCCUAUGCUUGCUUAAAUAAAAAUCACUGGGGGGGUGGGGUUAAAAAUGUAAGGCUUUUUUUGUAGAGGCUCAAUACUCUUUCCAGUUCAGUGUUGUAUUCAAUGAAAAUUUAAAAAGCACUCUGCUUAGAUGUAAAAACGAUGACAUUUCAAAUGAGGGCCAGUAUCUGUAGAAACACACAAUGAUACAAAGCUGUAUUUGUUACAUAUAUGAUUGUCAAGAACAACUUAUCUAGAAUUACUCUUUAUAUGAACAGCUAUAGUAACUUGAAAUGAGCAGGGCCAAGUUCAGAACUUAGUCCUAUGAUUGUAUUCAAGACCAAUAAAGAGCAUUUUUGCAAUGAUUGAAACUUCAGGAAUGCCAUCAGUAAGGAAGGAAGUGAUGGGUAGCUUUGGGUAGGAGGAAGGUAAGAGGAGAGAAAGCUCUGAAGAGCUUAACUUGCACUUGGUCAGGUGUAGUCAUUCCAAUGUGCCAGUUUUACACGAAGAGGUCAACACAGGCUUGAUGCCAUUUAUUCUGUUUGAGUAGAUGAAGGGGCUGUGUUGAAUUUUCAGCAACUUUGAUUGCGUUUUUGGUUUUGUUUUGUGUUGUUUUUUAAACAGACAAACAAACAAACAAACAAAAGACCACCAGACCACACAGGACAGAACUGAAAUAUUCACUCUUUUCUCAAUGUUACAGGCUAAUCUGCCCCAAAAGUGAUAGUGGCGGUGCAAAAGUUAAAAAUCAUUUUAGCCGAAUUCUAGUUGCUACAGAAACGAUCUCUGAGUGGAAGAGCCUCGAGGUUUUGUCACUUCAGAGUUUUGCUAUUUAAAAUUUACAACAUGCUUAGUCUAUCUUAGUUAUUGUCCCAUUAUGUAUGUAUACACACACACACACACACACACACACACACAAUCUUUUGUUUCUUCCUUUAAAGUCCAUUUAAGAAGUUAAGCACCGCUCCCCUCCCCCAGUUUGUUGAAGUGUUAAUAAUAUUGGGCUUUAUUUGAUAUUUAGAACUCAAAUGUGCUAUUCUGUCCUGUAGUUGAAGAUUUCACUACUGAGAUUCCCCUUCCUCCACCCGUUGGUGGUCUACCACUAGCACACAAGCACACCUGUAGCUUGUUUUCUUGGUAGUGGGGCAGGAUGUGUGAUGAUGCCCAACGACUUGUAUGGUGCCACGUGUGACCAAGAGAUGCGCCCGAGAUCUCUGCCUCGGGGGAAGCUCAUGGAACGGGAUUUUUUUGUUUGUUUGUUUGUUUUGUUUUGUUUUGUUUUUUACAAAGAGCGACUUUAAACGGCUCAAAAUGGGAUCGAGCUCCGUGUCCUUGGCCUAGUUCUAACCGUAUGGGCUGAGGGGGCCAGGCACAUUGAAAUGUCCUUCAAAGUAAACAAUCGAAUCUGCUUUGGACAUUAUCUAGGUACCUUAACCAGCAUUAGCCUGGCAGUUUACUAAGAAUUUGUGCUGCUAUUGCAAUGAAGGUCCAAAAGAUCCAAAGUCUCAUUUAAAAAAAAAAAUGAGCAGAGGUCAUUUUUGUGCUGUAUCCAUGACCAAUUUUGUCCUAUGUUUAAAAGUGAAAUUGGAUGUUGACGUUCCGGAAUUCCAUUCCGUUCCGGAACGGAGCCUUGCUGCCUUUUCUGAGGCUGCGCAAGCCACUCUGCGAGUCCACGGGACUGGUUUUCUGAUUGGUUAGAAGUGAUCUUCCCUCGGAGCAUUACAUUACAUCGCCCGGGGAAGAAGUGGGACACGGCCAACCUCAGCCGCCUUUGAACCAAACCAAAUGCAGCACGUUUUAGGCAUAGAAGCAGUUCUCGUUGAGGACAGAGCACCUCUAGCCGUCUAUCUUUACCUUCUGUGAUGUAUUCUUUUAGCAAGUAUUAAAGAAGCGGCUCAUAUAGAAAGUUAACACUAAUGAACGUGGGUGUGGGAGCUGUUCUCCAUAGGCACUGGAAACAGUUUGAAUUUUUAUUUUGCGGUAGAAUGCACAUGACGCUUCUAACACAGAAGCACCUUUUUUCAGAAGCACUCAUUACUCUUCUAUUGGAUUGUGAAUGGGGUUUGUGACUUAAUUAUAAAUACUUUAUUUUUUAACUUUACAAAUUUGUAACUUAUGUAUCUUACUGGGAAUAUGGAGAUUGACUUAAGCCCCAAACAUUAGCUGGGGUCGGAUCAGAUGUACAGUGGAGAGCAAAAAUUUAUAUAUAUUUUCCCAACUUGCCUAUUGUUUUGAAGGGCCUGUUCUCUCUCUCUCUCUCUCUUUUUUUCAUUGUACAUCUCUAGUGUUAGUUCAUUGCAUAACAGCUCUCUCUCUAAAGUCUGUGUGCAAUGUAGCAACAAGAUAGAGGCAGCAUUAUAUAGUGGAUAGAGAGCUGGCUUUGGGGCCAGAAGCCCUGGGUUCGAAUCCUUUUUGACACACAAUGUGACCCCGGGCCGAUUCACUUAACCGAUCUCUCAGUGCUUAAAGCAACUCUCUAUGACUGUUACUGCAGAGGAAGAGGGGGAGUUCCAUGCUGGAAGUUCCCUACACCAGUGGAAUUGGGUCUUGGCUAACCAACGACCACAACAAAACACCCCGAGAAAUAUGAUUUAACUGUUAAGUUGGGGGGGGGGGUUACUGAAAACCAGAAAGUUUUCUGGAGUGUUUUUAUUUUAAAUAAUUACAAAUGUUUUGAAGGAUUUUUUGUUUGGAGACUUAAGCAGUUGCUAAACUCAACUGAGAUUUGUUAGUGUUAGGUUCUACAAGUGCAAGCUUUCUCAGUAACACUUAAUAUUGAAGCACUUUGAAUAACUGCUCAGAAAAGUACACCUCCCUCACUCUUAAAUGAGGUUCUGGAAGGUUUGCUUGGGGGGGAGGGGAGAGACAGAUCGUUCCUGUCACACUAGUAACAAGAUAUUUAGGCUUUAGAAUUUCAUUUGACUCAGUAAUCUUUAAGCUGUUUUCUCAGAUGUUGACCUUUAUCUGAAUCUUUAGAAACUGGUCGGGUAUUGGCCUUAAUUCAAGUAAUUUUUCUUUUAUAAAACGUCCCUUCCUCGCCCCACCUCCCUCCGUCCCCUCCAAAAUAAAUAAAAAAUCCUUCAGGUGCUUAGUGUCAAGAUUUCUGAAAUUUUAUUUACUGAUUUGAAUUUGAUUUCUCUUUACCAAAUGGGGAUGGCUUGAAGAAGACUAUCUUUAAGCUUAGUCAUAAUCCAAAUACCUGUCUCAUAGGGAGGGUAAGGAACAUCACGGAGCUAUUCUCUCUAUGGUCAGUAAUUUAUUUGAACUGGCUCACAGCGACACCUUGUGGCCAACAUUUUAUCAACACUUGCAACAAGGGAGGAUUUUCAAGUCUCAAAAAUAAGAUAGGUUUUCUGCCUUAAAAAACAAAAAACAACCAAAAAAAAAAAAAAAAAAGCUGUUAAAGGUUUUUUUUUUCCCUUAAAUGAUUACCUGUUAAAAAUUUACUAAUUUUCCAGUUCGAAAAAGCCAAAAUAUGCCUGGCAUGGACCUAACCGAUGACUAUAUCAUCUCCUUAAACAUACAAGGCACCUAUUUUUAAGGUAUAAUGUAUUUUCAGUAUUUUCUUUUGGUAAAUAAUGACAGUGCUGUCAUCUACCCGUCUGUGGGGUAGAUGUAACAUAUACUUGUAAUUGGGGUGGGGGGUGACCUUUGGGACGAUAAGGCAGCGAGUCGCAGCGAUCGGCGAUCGCAAAGAUUUGAGCAGAAAGACGCACGCGACUCUUUUUAACUCUUUGAAUCCUAAGCUGAUGAUGAUUUGCUGCCUGCCCUUUCUUUAACUUUCCAGUUUUGAAAUCAAGGGCCUUUGGUUUCACAAAAUUGCUAAACAAUUAUCCUUAGCGAGUUUGUAGCACUUGAUUUCAGUGAGAACAUCCACCAGUUUCUGGAGUUUGGGGUCGGCCAUCUGGUGCGCUCCGUGCCAUCUCAUCAAGGCGACUCAGAAAGCAUUCUGUUCUUUAACCUUUUUGAUUACGAUCUCUUGUCGUUUCUAUAGGCACCAAAUCAAGUGUCUCGAAUCUGUUCCCGAAUACAGUUGCAGCGAGGAUUUGUUUUUUGUUCUGAAAACGGCUUUCAGAAAGCACACCCGUAGGUUGCAUUAUAGCCACCUGGGUUGAGAGAGAAAUGUGUGUAUGUGAGUAUGUAUGUCUGUGUAUAUAUAUACACACACAUCUAUCCAGAAACACAUGUAUAACAUACACGCAUAUAUACCUAUAUAUAUAUAAAUAUAUACAUAUAUAUUUGAUUGAGAUGCAGAGGUGGUUAACAAUCCUAUUACGCCACACUGUGCCUUGGUAUUUUCAAGGCUCGUCUACCAGUCCUUGUCUUGUAAACUUACUGCAGUACCUUGCAAGGUUCCCCAGCCUUCAUUCUAAAUAGUUAGCGCUCCUUUACUAAAGAUCCUUAUACUGCUGUGCUUUGGUGUGGGCUCCUGCAGAGCCCUGACACUUUCUCUCCUCUUAGCUCCUGUGUUCUGGUGCUGCUUUAGGGAGUAGGGUCGAGUCAUACUCUCGAGUAUCUAGUCCAGUAGGUGUGCAAUUGGCUUCUGUAUCUGCCUGUUUUAUCUUCUUCGGGGACGUGCUGCUAUGGGUAGAUGUUUACUUGGGUCUAUGUGACAAACCUGGGAACUUUCUGAAGCCCAUGAGAACCUGGGGGAGGGGGGGGGGAACUGGGGAAGAACAACUAACCUGGCUUUGUGUCUUGUGUCCACGAAGCCUAGAAAAUGUCUGUCGUGUGAAAACUAACCAGUGCUUGUCAUCCCGCGGCUUCCCGACCUGCAGGAGAGGCUCUCCCUUCUUUCAUUCCAGAAACAGAAUGGAGCUCAGAAUGAAUCUAUUUGGCUGCCUUGCUUUCCCUGAUUUCUCGUUUUUUUCCUUCAGUUUGAUCUGAACUCAAAACUCUCCUCCAGCAGAUCUUUUGGUUGGGAAGUCCUGUGUUUAAAUGAGAUUGUAUUGCAUUUCCUUUUUUUUUUUGUACAAUGUUUUAAAUCUGUUAAAAAUGAACUUGUUUAUUUCAAAGCAAAACCCUGAAGGGCCAUAUUAAAACAGUUUAUUCUUGAUAGUUAUCUUUUGGGAGGAGUUUAUUUCCUAUGUAAAUGUCAUACUGCAAAUUUAAAUUAUAGUCUAUCAAUAAAAUGCAUGAAGUGAUCA
Messenger RNA from Sarcophilus harrisii (Tasmanian devil), 8054 nucleotides. RefSeq names its product ring finger protein, LIM domain interacting (gene RLIM). Gene Ontology annotation, biological process: random inactivation of X chromosome; ubiquitin-dependent protein catabolic process; protein ubiquitination. NCBI's taxonomy places the organism in Eukaryota, Metazoa, Chordata, Mammalia, Dasyuromorphia, Dasyuridae. The transcript is spliced from 6 exons. Bases 424 to 2274 code for a protein of 616 amino acids. Gene Ontology annotation, cellular component: nucleoplasm; cytoplasm. The record is from RefSeq and is a predicted model, not a curated record. Gene Ontology annotation, molecular function: ubiquitin protein ligase activity.